AAGGAGCAGUAACCCAUCAGUAGCUCAGUAUGAAAGUCUGUUACAUUUUGAUCUGCUUCUUCCUCCUCAUUGAAGGGGAAGUCCGCCUUAUAAAUGAAGGACAUGGUUCAUGCUCUGGCAGGGUGGAGAUCUUCCACAGAGGGCAGUGGGGGACAGUGUGUGAUGAUUCAUGGGGCCUGGAGGAUGCUCGGGUGGUAUGUAGGCAGCUGGGCUGUGGUAGGGUCCUCUCAACACCAACUAAUGCACAAUUUGGACAGGGCACAGGACCCAUCUGGAUGGAUGAUGUCUCAUGCACAGGCAGGGAAUCCAAGCUUUCUGAGUGCCGCCACUCAGGAUUUGGAUCUCACAACUGCGGCCACGAUGAAGACGCUGGUGUCAUCUGUCAAGCAGUUGAAGGGGAGGUCCGCUUGGUUAAUGGAGGACAUGGCUCCUGCUCUGGCAGGGUGGAGAUCCUCCACAGUGGGCAGUGGGGGACAGUGUGUGAUGAUUCUUGGGAUAUGGAGGAUGCUCUGGUGGUAUGUAGGCAGCUGGGCUGUGGUGGGGUCCUCUCAGCACCAAGUAAUGCACGAUUUGGACAGGGCACAGGACCCAUCUUGAUGGACAAUGUGUCAUGCACAGGCCGGGAAUCCAAGCUUUCUGAGUGUCACCACUCAGGGUUUGGAUCUCACGACUGCGGCCACAGUGAAGACGCUGGUGUCAUCUGUGAAGAUGUGAACACAGCAGAUCCUGGAUUUCCUUAUUCCACACCUUCUUCAACACCACAGACCUCUCCAGCCUUUCAGGUGGAUGUUACAGGUACAACAGCAGUGGACAACAGCACAGAAGUGGAAGGGGAGGUCCGCUUGGUUAAUGAAGGAAAUGGCUCAUGCUUUGGCAGGGUGGAGAUCUUCCACAGAGGGCAGUGGGGGACAGUGUGUGAUGAUUCAUGGGGCCUGGAGGAUGCUCGGGUGGUAUGUAGGCAGCUGGGCUGUGGUAGGGUCCUCUCCGCACCAACUAAUGCACAAUUUGGUCAGAGCACAGGACCCAUCUGGAUGGAUGAGGUUGCAUGCACAGGCCGGGAAUCCAAGCUUUCUGAGUGCCGCCACUCAGGAUUUGGAUCUCACAACUGUGGCCACGAUGAAGACGCUGGUGUCAUCUGUCAAGCAGUUGAAGGGGAGGUCCGCUUGGUUAAUGGAGGACAUGGCUCCUGCUCUGGCAGGGUGGAGAUCCUCCACAGUGGGCAGUGGGGGACAGUGUGUGAUGAUUCUUGGGAUAUAGAGGAUGCUCUGGUGGUAUGUAGGCAGCUGGGCUGUGGUGGGGUCCUCUCAGCACCAAGUAAUGCACGAUUUGGACAGGGCACAGGACCCAUCUUGAUGGACGAUGUGUCAUGCACAGGCAGGGAAUCCAAGCUUUCUGAGUGUCGCCACUCAGGAUUUGGAUCUCACAACUGUGGCCACAGUGAAGAUGCUGGUGUCAUCUGUCAAGAUGUGAACACAGCAGAUCCUGGAUUUCCUUAUUCCACACCUUCUUCAACACCACAGACCUCUCCAGCCUUUCAGGUGGAUGUUACAGGUACAACAGCAGUGGACAGCAGCACAGCAGUGGAAGGGGAGGUCCGCUUGGUUAAUGGAGGACAUGGCUCCUGCUCUGGCAGGGUGGAGAUCCUCCACAGUGGGCAGUGGGGGACAGUGUGUGAUGAUUCUUGGGAUCUGGAGGAUGCUCAGGUGGUAUGUAGGCAGCUGGGCUGUGGUGGGGUCCUCUCCGCACCAACUAAUGCACACUUUGGACAGGGCACAGGACCCAUCUUGAUGGACAAUGUGUCAUGCACAGGCAGGGAAUCCAAGCUUUCUGAGUGUCACCACUCAGGGUUUGGAUCUCACGACUGCGGCCACAGUGAAGACGCUGGUGUCAUCUGUGAAGAUGUGAACACAGCAGAUCCUGGAUUUCCUUAUUCCACACCUUCUUCAACACCACAGACCUCUCCAGCCUUUCAGGUGGAUGUUACAGGUACAACAGCAGUGGACAACAGCACAGAAGUGGAAGGGGAGGUCCGCUUGGUUAAUGAAGGAAAUGGCUCAUGCUUUGGCAGGGUGGAGAUCUUCCACAGAGGGCAGUGGGGGACAGUGUGUGAUGAUUCAUGGGGCCUGGAGGAUGCUCGGGUGGUAUGUAGGCAGCUGGGCUGUGGUGGGGUCCUCUCAGCACCAAGUAAUGCACACUUUGGACAGGGCACAGGACCCAUCUUGAUGGACGAUGUGUCAUGCACAGGCAGGGAAUCCAAGCUUUCUGAGUGUCGCCACUCAGGAUUUGGAUCUCACAACUGUGGCCACAGUGAAGAUGCUGGUGUCAUCUGUCAAGAUGUGAACACAGCAGAUCCUGGAUUUCCUUAUUCCACACCUUCUUCAACACCACAGACCUCUCCAGCCUUUCAGGUGGAUGUUACAGGUACAACAGCAGUGGACAGCAGCACAGCAGUGGAAGGGGAGGUCCGCUUGGUUAAUGGAGGACAUGGCUCCUGCUCUGGCAGGGUGGAGAUCCUCCACAGUGGGCAGUGGGGGACAGUGUGUGAUGAUUCUUGGGAUCUGGAGGAUGCUCAGGUGGUAUGUAGGCAGCUGGGCUGUGGUGGGGUCCUCUCCGCACCAACUAAUACACAAUUUGGACAGGGCACAGGACCCAUCUGGAUGGAUAAUAUUGCAUGCACAGGCAGGGAAUCCAAGCUCUCUGAGUGCCGCCACUCAGGGUUUGGAUCUCACGACUGCAGCCACAAAGAAGACGCCGGUGUCAUCUGUGAAGUCUCUCUUCCAGGUUUCUCUCCAUUUGUGGUUAUUGUAACUGUGGUACUGGUCGUUCUGCUGCUCCCUGUUGUUCUGUUGCUUAUCUACAGAAUGAGGGCAAUGGGGUACUUUGGUUUGAACAGGAAGAGAAACUCAACCCGCAGCCAAACUGAGAUUCCUCUCUCUGAAAAAUAUUCUACAGUCUACACGUGUGAAGACUCUACCUAUGAGAGCCUUGGUUCAGCCAGCAGGGACCAAGACCAAACCUAUUCUACUCUCACAUACAAAAUAUAACACAUUUUCUUACAUAAUUUAAGAUUUAUAGAAAUGUGUUUGUCAGUUUCAUGUCUUAUUGAGUACCAUGGUCAAUUUUUCUGUAAGAAGUCGCACUCUCACUUACAAGGCCUAUCCUACAGUCUCCACAUGUGAAGUCUCGACCUACCUAUUUCUGUCUCUCUUCCACAGCAUGUCUUUCAUCCUGUUUUCCUUCUUCACCCCAACCGGUCGCAGCAG
Molecule: messenger RNA, 3263 nt
Organism: Oreochromis niloticus (Nile tilapia)
Lineage: Eukaryota; Metazoa; Chordata; Actinopteri; Cichliformes; Cichlidae
Product: deleted in malignant brain tumors 1 protein-like
Exons: 11
Coding region: 30-3044 (1004 amino acids)
Biological process (GO): zymogen activation
Cellular component (GO): plasma membrane
Molecular function (GO): serine-type endopeptidase activity
Source: RefSeq, a predicted model, not a curated record